AUGGAUCAAUUAGAAUAUAAAUAAGAGAAAUAAUCACAUAAAAAUAUUACCGAUUAAUAAGGUAUUUAAUUUUAAUAACUAGAAAACAAUUAUUCUAAUUAAGUGAAAAUCUCUUUGAGAACCAUACCUACCAAACCAGUAGAGAUUGUUUACAAUAUGAAAAUAUUCGAACAAUAUUUAAUGGAUAUGUAGAAACUAUUGUGA
Molecule: messenger RNA, 204 nt
Organism: Paramecium sonneborni
Lineage: Eukaryota; Ciliophora; Oligohymenophorea; Peniculida; Parameciidae
Source: the annotation of a GenBank genome assembly